Messenger RNA from Pisolithus orientalis, 1983 nucleotides. RefSeq names its product tRNA methyltransferase. NCBI's taxonomy places the organism in Eukaryota, Fungi, Basidiomycota, Agaricomycetes, Boletales, Pisolithaceae. The record is from RefSeq and is a predicted model, not a curated record. Gene Ontology annotation, molecular function: tRNA (uracil(54)-C5)-methyltransferase activity, S-adenosyl methionine-dependent. Bases 18 to 1775 code for a protein of 585 amino acids. The transcript has 6 exons. Gene Ontology annotation, biological process: tRNA processing.
CAUCGCCUUUUUCUUGUAUGACCACCUUCUUGAGGGCACUGAGGGCCUGUCACUACAGACCACACAGGCUGACGAGGGGUGUGGUCAUUGCGAUGUCUGGGCAAGUGAGACACCACUCGGUAUCGGACCAAGAGGACACUGCACCGGCUGAGAAACGACCGCGAGUGGAUGUCAGUGAAGCCAAUUUAACACCUGCGUCUACCAGGGCUACUUCUUCUAUUGGUCAGGGGCAGAAGAAACAGCAUGCACGAAAGGAGAAGAAAAGAAAAAAGCACGCGAUUCCGGAGCCGUGCUCGACUGAAGACGUGCUCUGGCAUGACGUCGUCUCUCUGUUGGGAUCAGAAACCGUCGAUCAGAAAAUUGCGCAGGGUGUUGAGUGGGAAUCGCCAUUCGACUUCAGGGAGGAGCUUGAAGUAACCGUGUCCGCGCUGUCAUCCAAUGGUGACGCGUUGGCAAUCGGACCGGACCCGCGCAACUCAUGGGUGAUUGUAGUCCCGUUCGCGCUGCCAGGGGAGAGGGUACGCGUGCGGGUAUAUCGUAGUUCGCGGCUACACUCCUUCGCAGAUUUACUCGAAGUGGUAUCCCCGAAUCUCGAGUUGCGGGGCAACAGCCGGGUCAGGUGUAAAUAUUUUGGCAAGUGCUCGGGAUGUCAGUAUCAGAUGUUAUCAUACGAGAGUCAACUCGACAUCAAGCGCAAUGUAGUCAUCAAGGCGUAUCAGAACUUUUCCGGACUAAUCGAAUCCUCAAUACCAACUGUUCUUCCGACAAUCGGCUCGCCCCUACAGUACAAUUAUCGUACUAAGAUUACUCCACAUUUCGAAGCGGCUCCAAAACGAGCCCGACAAACAGAAUCCGCGGACGCCAGCACUUCCAAACCAGAUUGGUUGAAGAUCGGAUUCAACGAAAUCGGCAAGAGGACUGUCAUGGAUAUCGAGGAAUGCCCAAUCGCUACCCCUGUCUUGAACGAGGCUCUUGGUCGAAUACGGAAAGAUAUCAUCGGAAAUAUAUGGUCAUACAAGAAGGGCGUUUCGUUACUGUUGCGGGAUUCAAUAAAGGCGAACCCAGCGAACGAGAAAGCUAUGUCGAGUGACACAGACAGCCAAUCGCAAGAAGAGGAAAGUCAUAUUUGCAUAACCGAUCCCAAAGCGAUAGUUCGGGAAAAGGUCGGGGAAAAGUAUUUUGAGUUCCCCGGUCACUCGUUCUUCCAGAACAACAACUCAAUCCUUGUUCCCCUCACUGACUACGUCCGAGAUGCAAUCUUCCCAACAAGCCUGAAACAUUCCCCCGACCACCAGCAUCCCACGCAUCUAGUAGAUGCCUAUUGCGGGAGCGGUCUUUUUUCCAUCAUGUUGUGUUCACAUUUCCAAACAGUCGCGGGUAUCGAACUAUCUGCUGACUCGAUCAAAUUUGCUACUCAUAACGCGCAUCUCAAUGAUAUUCCUGAAGGGCGAUGCACGUUCCGCGCCGGCGAUGCUGCCAACAUUUUUUCUGUCGUAUCCGAAUUUCCGCGGGAGAAGACUGCGUUGAUCAUCGACCCGCCACGGAAGGGAUGCGAUGAGAACUUUAUCGAUCAGCUCGUUGCGUUCCGUUGCAAAACUGUCGUCUAUGUCAGUUGUAACGUUCAUACACAAGCGAGGGACGUUGGGAUGAUUCUUGACAAGAUGGGGAAAAGUGCAGACGAGAAGGCAAGGUAUGUAGUGGAGAGUCUGAGGGGAUUUGAUUUGUUCCCCCAGACAGCACAUGUAGAGUCUGUCGCUGUGCUUCGACUGAUUUAGAUGCGAUUCUGCUUCGUGUCCUAAAUGGAUUGUGCGAUAAAGAGCUCGCAGCGCUCGCGUUUGAUUGGUCGGGCUAGCGAUGAAAUUUAACUCAUAGCAAAUUAACGUGACAUGCCAAGUUCAUAUGGCAGACUUGGUCGCAAGAAGCUUCCGCAGCACUGCAACUUAACGUACACAGAGACAAUCAAGUUCAUGAAUCAUCAUCCCG